Sceloporus undulatus (fence lizard) is the source of this 7101-nucleotide messenger RNA. RefSeq names its product AT-hook transcription factor (gene AKNA). Gene Ontology annotation, biological process: neuroblast delamination; neuroblast division in subventricular zone; epithelial to mesenchymal transition. Lineage: Eukaryota; Metazoa; Chordata; Lepidosauria; Squamata; Phrynosomatidae. Bases 693 to 5285 code for a protein of 1530 amino acids. Gene Ontology annotation, cellular component: centrosome. The record is from RefSeq and is a predicted model, not a curated record. The transcript has 23 exons.
CAUGCUCUGAUUGGCUAGGACGCGCCUGUAUGCAAAUCUAGCCACGCCCCUUACUCCUUGCCGCUCUCCCCAGUCAAGCCCUCCAGGCUUGAAAACUCAACUUUCUUCCAAUUCAAAAGGCAGGUCAGAGGAGGGGAGGGGGGAGAGGCAGAGCUCCUUUUCCUCGAGCUCCCAUUGGUGGAAAGCUUGCAAUUAUGCAAAUGAGGCCUUUGCAAGCUCCUCCUCCUCCCCCUCCCCUCCCGCCAUCUGCCUUUCUCAGCAUUGGAGGCUAUUGUGAGCAGCGCCAAGUUACAACUCCAGGAAAUCUGGUUUAAGGAGGAAAAGAAAGGAAUGGUGGAUUCAGAGGGAAGAAAAGAGGAGAGAAGAGAGAGGAAAGAAGUGGAUCUGGUCUUUCUAGGUGGUGUGUGCUGUUUCUCCAAGGAGCUCCUAGACUUGGUUCCCCACCCAUCUAACCUCAUUGCUUCUGUUUUUGGGCUUCACAACAACCCUAUGAGCCUCGGGCCACGAUGUGUUAGAAGCACCGAAUAAAGCCUUGAUGUGACCUACUUUCCUCGGGCCUCCAACCCCAUCCCCCCAACUCUUUGCAGGCACCAGGAUGAAGCGACACAAGUGAGCUUCCUCCUUUUAAAAAACCAACUCGGCGUUGGCGAGUUAUUCCGCUACGCCACAUUGCAUCAGUCUUCUUAUCCGGAAUGGCCAACACGCCAAGCAAUGGUUGGCAGCAUCAUCCCCAAGAGGAGGAGGAGGAGGAAGAAGAAGGAGAGGAGGAAGAUGAGGAAGAUGAACUUCAGGGGGGCUCAGCUCCAAAUGGAGGCCCCAACAUGAGAGAAAGCAGGCUGGUGGGACACAUAGAUCGGUGGAACAUCUCUUCCUCCUCCCAAGAAAUCCUAGAGGAUGUCCAGCUCCUACAGGAACUAAAUGACUACCAAGAUCUUUUGGAAGAAAAUGGAGAAGAUUACGAUUUUGGUGAGCUUCCAGAGUUUGGUCACUUGGGGAAGGCCAAUCCAGAGAGUCCCCAAGCGGAAUACCUAGAGGGUGAUGAGAUCUCAGAAGACCUAAGCCCACUUUCCUACUGGCGUCCAAAGACGGACCAACAGUUGGACUUUCCAGAGGACAAUCGGGAACAAGACAGCUCCGAGGGACAAGCAAAGCCAGGAGGGGCAUGGGAUGUUGCCAGUGAAGGAGAGGCCUACGCUGAACUUUCAUUUGAGGGCCAGUAUGGCUCAGAGUUCAGCACCAGUCCCGAAGCACUGAGAGAUCCUAUGGCUUUAUAUAAACACAGAAAAUCCCACAGCUUUACCUCAGACGGUGGCGAGGAGGAGUUAUCGGAGAACUCCAACCUCAGUCCGUCUCCCUCGGGGCCACCUCCGGAGCACAGCCGCUUAAAAAUAGAUGUCUUGGAGAUACAGGGACUGGAGAUGGAGGAGUUUCCCCAAGAAACGGAGCUCUCCUCCCUGUUGGAAAGAAGUCAUGCAUGCAGUUCUCCAACGGGUUCCAUGCCUUGGAGUCGUAGACCAUUGGGCCAUCCAUUGAUGGAACACCUUCAGAACUCUGCCAGCAUUGAUGCUGAGAUGUUCCCAGAAUCCUUCUGGAUGGAGAAUGUGGCUCAGCCAGUGGAAACUGUUCUCAAGAUGGCCACAGCCCAAAUGGGGCAGCGUAGGCCUUCAACGCAACGUGAAGGACUUUUGGAUUCAAGGGAGGCUACAGAAACGCCUCCCGCUCUUAGGCGGCUGAGUUACCGGCAACCAGAAAGAGCACAGAAGCUAAAAAUAGAUAUCCCUUAUGGGCUUCCAUCGAAAUUCCGCAGGCAGUCACGGUCCUUGAGCCCUCAGGGAAGAGCCUCCCAAAGAAAAGAUGGAGGAGCUGGGUCAAGUCAACCUAACCAAGCAAGUCAACCUGCCCUCGUAACAGGUGACCCUUUGCCGUAUGGUCGAGGGAAGCUCAACUAUCCACUACCAGACUUGUCCAAAGUGGAGCCUCGGGUCAGAUUCCCCAAAGACUCCGAAAGUUACCAUCCACCCCGAGGGAAGACCAUCCCUGCCAGGUCCAAGGAUCCCGGCAAGCCAGUGAUCUUCAAGUCUCCUGCUGAGAUUGUGCGCGAGGUGUUGAUGAGCAGCGGGGAGGGUUCUCCCCAGAAAUAUGCGGCCCCCACCGUCUCUGUGAUUCCUGAGGAACUGAAAUCCCCACGGCAAGCUACUGAGCUGGUGCACCAGCUUCAGGAGGAUUACCACAAACUGCUGACAAAGUAUGCCGAAGCUGAGAAUACUAUUGAUCGGCUGAGACUGGGUACUAAGGUGCGCUUGUAUGCUGACCCUCCAAAGCCCAGCCAUGGGGUCCAGAUGGGGACAGUAUCUCAGCCCUCCAAGGUUAUGACCUUCAGCAUCCCUCAGGUCAGAGCAGCUGAGGUCACAGGGAGAUCUAGUUCAGUACCAGAACCUGCUCAGAACAAAGGGUUUUCUGGACAAAGAAUUGUUUCCUCUUCCCUUCCAAACUCCGCAGACACUGACAUUCCCAAAGUGGAUGGUUUCACCUCCCCAGGAACAGGUUUCACAGGAGAUGAUCUGACCCAGUUGUUGGCUUCCCAGGCGAAGAAAAUUCGGGAUCAGGUGGAGUCCCUGGAGGAGUUAAUUUGGACUGGGAGGCUGACACCUGAAGACCAGCAAAAGGGCUUUGCAAGGCUAAAAGAAGCUCAGGGUGCACUGGAACAGGCUUACUUGCAGGCUCGAGAUGAACACCGACUUCUGCAGAAACAGCAAGAACCUGCAGGGGCUCUAGGAGAUUUUGACCCCGAUCGUGUAGUGGAAGGAGAGAUAUUCCAUCUGGAGAUGCGCUUGGAAGAGCUGAAGGAGAGACUUGAAGAAGCUGUAUCCAACCAGUUACUUGCCCAGAAGAGGCCAGAGGAAACCAUAUCAUCAUCUUCCCAUUUCCUAGUACAGAGUCCCAAAGCACAAAUGGGUUCUCCAACGCCAUCUCUUCAAGCCCCAACCCCUGCCAUCCAGACGCCAUACCCUCAGGCCUCUGAUUUGGAAAACAGUCGCUACAAAGUCCAGGCGGAUAUGGAAGGAAGCUCCAUCAGCGAUGAGAUGAUAGAGGAAGGAGAAGGUCUUCCAGAGCCCCUUCGCCACAUGCAGCUCCAAGUGGAGAAGGACUUUGACCACCUCUUGGGACACUAUAGCAGCUUCAAGUCAUUGCCGGAGGCCCUGAGCUUGGAACAACUGCACUCUGAAGCGCAUCACUUCUCACCAGAGGAAACAGAUGGUACAACUGCUACCGAAAACCCUGGAACAAAUGAGGACUCUGUCCAGACAGUGCCUAAAGAUAAGAAGGCCACUCGCGUCUCAUCUUCUUCCUCCACAAAGGAGGCCCAACAGAGGAAACCUCUCCAUCUGCUUCCAAGAAAACCUCAACGGCCACCUUACCAGGUCAGAGAUGUGACCUCUGCUCAGGCGGUGAACUUGGCAACUCAGGAGGAGUCCUCUGAGAAGGAUAGGACCUCGGGUUCACUCCGUAAGGUGUCCUCCAGGGAAAAGGAGGAGAAGCUCUCCCCUCACAGCAGCAUGGUCAGUGUUGAGGACAGCAGCAUUUCCGAACGCAUUUCCCAGAAGCCCUUCCGGAAGACCAAUAUGGCGUUGUCGGAGGAUCUCCGCAUUCUGUCUCCGGAGACCGACAGUGGAUUUGUGGGGUCUGAAGCCAGCAGAGUGUCCCCCUUGGCACAGAUGCCAAAGCACCACUCAUCCCAGUUGAGAUCCCAUGGUAUGAUGGGAGAAUCAGUCCCUACCAAUGGAGCCCACCACCCAGCUCCUCAGAAGAAGGGAGCCAUUGUGAUGGAACCACAAGGGGCAGAUGUAUCUCCCAGGAACCGGCCAUCAGAGAGUGGGCUCCAGAGACGAAGCCUGUCCAAAAGAGUCCCACACCGGAUCCGCUCUCCUCGACAGCGGACGAACAACAUUGCCAGUGAGAUGGAGCCUGGCACUGAGAGCUCUCACAACAACUCAGAAGCUGAGGCCGAAUUGCCCAGUAGACAUGGCACUUACAAUCUCCUUCCGGAUGAACCAAAACGCUCUUGUUCUCCCAGUUCCUCCGCUACGUCGCUUUCCCCGUCUCGGAUGCACUCCUACAGUCUUCUGAACUCCCGCAUGGAACGAGACCAGGCUAUCGCAGCUUUGCAGGAUGAAGUUUCACAGCUGCGGCAAAGUCUGGAUGAGACCCUCCAUGGACCUUUUGGUUACCCAAAGCACUCCUCCUCUCCACGUGCCUCUAAACUCCCGAUGCCACCCCAGAACAGUGCCAGCUUCUUCACAAGUGCCGAUCCCACGCGCAAAACCUCGGGGAAAAGAGCAGUUGAAUCUGAGGAUAUGCCUUCUCCGAUCAAAUCAGAAGAGCGGAUGAGAAGAUCAUCACUCGGCCGAGGUGGGACUCAGGAAGACCUCACCCCAACAGGGUCAGAUUACUCUACACCAAAGUCCCAGAAAGGAAGACAGAAAGAAGUCUCCCCUUCUAGGAUGGAAAACCCAAAGCAGUCCACCCUACGAGGACCUUAUACAGGGACACCCUAUGCUUUUCCAAACCAAGCAUCCCGAGAACCACGGAUCAUCAAAGGCACAUCCCUCUGUUCCCAUUGCCAAGGAGCCAAGACACACCUUGGAGAAGCACUCACAAGUACCCCAAGCACCAAUGAGAUUGAAGGAUCUGAUUCCCAGAAGGAUUCAUUUGGAACUUCUCGGCAUACCACUCAAAAGAAGACAGAAGCACCGACAUGCCUUUUCUGCAGAGAUACCGGGAAGCGCAAAACAAAGGUUGUGCAUGGACAAAACCACACCAGAGAGGACAUCCAUACGCAAGACUCUGGUGGACAACAGAAAAGUCACCAUCACCAUCCAUCACAACGACCUGGCCUCUGGUACACUGCGGUCCCACCACAAGUUCCCACCAUUGGCUACAUCCCUACUAUUCCGUUGGCACCUUAUCCUCUGUCAUCUAUAAUAUAUCCUCCUCCUCUAGUGACUACCUCAACCUCUCUCUCCUCCGCUGGUCUUCCAGUUUACAACCAUAGAAAGUUCCAACCUGCAGAGCUGAAAACCUGGGCUUCCUGGCGGAGACUGCGAGCAAAUCCUCACUACUCCUCAGCACUCGACUCUGAUGACCGCAUGCAGGAUCUGAACUGCUCCCUGGACCAUGCUGUGGAAGUGGCCAAAGACAUGAAGUCAACCACUCGGCGGAUGAGCAGGUAUUUGACUUGGGAACUGAAUAAAGUGAGGAGUCUGCGGGAAUCCUGUCUCUUUUGAAGAAGGAGAGAACCAAGGAACUAAAAUCCUACUAGAGCUGCAAGAGAAAAAAAUAGUGGACCAAGAUGCCUAAUGUGUGGAAAGGAAUUGUGAUAGGAUAUUCCAGGGAUUUGAUGUGCCAAAGAAGAAUACCAAAGUCACUUAAUUUUCUGGAGCAACGUCCCUUCUCCAUUGGCGAGUAGCAGUCUUGGAUGCCAAGGAGUAUAAGAAAGUCCAAAUCAGAUGAUUUAAGGGGUGUACGCUUGAAAUUUAAGCGGUGUAUGCCAGCAUUUUCAUACAAUAUAGUCGACUAGAGUCUGCAGCUAAGAACCGAGUAACUAUAUUGGUGGAAGAAAAGGUGGCUUAGUAGCAAAGGAUCAGGAGCCAGUAGUACUGGAAUCACAUGGGGACAGCAACGGAAGCCAUUCAACUCAGACGAUAAAAGCUCAGGAACCAGUAGGUUCAGCUUUAUGGUUUUGUUGUCAUGCCCUACUCCUGGUCUAAAAAGAAGGGCUUUGUACUGACAUAAGUGAGACUUAAGCUGCUAGUCACCAAUAGGAUUCCAGCCUGCAAAAUGUUGCUCCUGCCCUACCCUGAAAAAGUGACACCAUUUUCUGUCUCUUGAAGUCUGCUCUACAUUCACUUUACCUCUUCUCAGUUAUGAAAGAGCAAAGUAGUGGCAGCUUUGGGAUCAAAACAUGAUGUUUUGUUGUUUGUAUAGAACAAGGAUGAAGAAAGUAGGAGAAAGUUCUGAAAACGCACUCUGGAAAGUAUGUAUCUGUUGCCUUUGAUCAGCACCUGAGAACCCUCUUGAAAGCCCAAGAUCAUGAGACAGUCUUCCAGAUACUGGACUGCAGCCCCCAGGAUUCCUCGCCACUGGGGCUUCUGCAGGUUGUAGUCCAAAAACAUCCGGAAGGCCACUCAAUUCCCAUCCCUGCCCAACUCCUCCAGCACUGGUUGAGUUGACCACAUCUUCUUGGAAUGCUUUUCUUCCUUGCCUCAACCUUUAUGUUGCCUUAUGUUUCAAAACCCCUUUUGCAAGGCUGCAUUUAGUCCAUCAAGAAGUGAGUGCCACCUUGUUGCACUGUGAAGGUACUUCAUCUCUACUUCUUCUUCUUCCCUCCUGCUUUGGUGAGAUACCUAUUUCCUUGAAGGCAUCUAAGAAACCUGAAGGGGAAUGCCUUGAAGCUCUUACGGUGACUGGUUGGCCAGGCACCAUUCUUUCUCCUGGUAUGGAAUGAUUUCCAGUUUCUUCUGGGAAGAAGCACUGGCUCAACAUCAGAUGCUGCUGCAACAAAACCUAUUUUCAUUGUUGUUCAUCACUCAAUAUUAUAUAUUCAAAGGUACCACAGGAAUGGAUGGAGGAAACUGAAUGGCCUCACAGCAUCACUAACUCAUGACCCAUAAGGACUUUGUGGAUAGAAGCAAAUACCUACCUCAGGUCUCAUAUGUCCCUGUACGAGUGAGAGAGACUUAGUUUGCAAAGCCUGUGUGGUUCUGAUUUCCAUUUGGCAUUAUAGGAAAGAAAAACGGAUGGAUGGGUUUGUUUGCUUCACCUUUUAGGCAAGGUAGUUGGCCAUUGCCUUCCUCUGAAAUACAGCCAGCCACAAAUGAAUUUUGUGAACUCAACCAUGGUUGUGAGUUUGCAAGGUAAUGUGUGUGUGUGUGUGUGUUUUGCUAGAACGGUUGCAACAAAAAAUGUGAAAGAGCCAAGCUUGUAGCGUUCUCAGCAUUCCUGUUUCUUAAUCAAAUAGCACCCUCAUUUGGAGGGAUCUUUUGUAUAAGAAUGUUGUUGUUUUUUGCUAAAUAAAUGAUUCUUUUCUGUGUGUUUUUUUAA